Messenger RNA from Impatiens glandulifera, 430 nucleotides. RefSeq lists its product as uncharacterized. The record is from RefSeq and is a predicted model, not a curated record. The coding region runs from base 23 to 397 and encodes 124 amino acids. The transcript has a single exon. NCBI's taxonomy places the organism in Eukaryota, Viridiplantae, Streptophyta, Magnoliopsida, Ericales, Balsaminaceae.
UUCCUUCUAGUUAUUAGAAACAAUGAGACCUGAAGAAAUGAUGGACGAUCGACGUGGUGGAGCUCCGUACGGCGUACUUCUCGCCGUGGUGGUCGUUGCGGUUAUGGCAGCGCCGAUGCUGCUCGGCGACAGAGGAGAGGCGAUUAGAGAUCUCAUAUCCGAAAUGCUAAGCCCGAUAGGUCUUCUACUCCUUCCAAUCGGCCUUCUCCUCCUUAUUCAGUUCCUUUCCUCCGAGCGAGGAUCCAGCAUCUUCUCCGCCACCGGAUCUCCUGACACUAUCCAUCGCAUUACCGGAUCUCCAGUUGGCGUCGCACUUUUCCUUCUUCUCCUCCUCUUUCUCCUCUACAACCGUUUCUCAAUUUUCAACGUAGGAGGCGAUGAUGAUUCCGGCGACUGAUUCAUACUGAUUUUGUCUAUUAAGUUAAUAGUA